Messenger RNA from Sinocyclocheilus rhinocerous, 1226 nucleotides. It is a transcript of the gene klf6b, whose product is annotated as Kruppel like factor 6b. The record is from RefSeq and is a predicted model, not a curated record. Bases 160 to 909 code for a protein of 249 amino acids. The transcript has 4 exons. Gene Ontology annotation, biological process: regulation of transcription by RNA polymerase II. Gene Ontology annotation, molecular function: RNA polymerase II cis-regulatory region sequence-specific DNA binding; DNA-binding transcription factor activity, RNA polymerase II-specific. NCBI's taxonomy places the organism in Eukaryota, Metazoa, Chordata, Actinopteri, Cypriniformes, Cyprinidae.
GUUUCGCUUGUUUUGAAAUUGGAAGUUUGCAGCGCUUCUGUGCAGCCGAGCGUCCGCUAAAGACAAACAAACUGUUGCCUUACCUCCGCAAGACAGCGGGAAAGCGCCUUCUCCAGGAUUUCCAGCUGGGUUUGACAGAUCUGGGCGUGUGGGAGGAAUAUGGAUGUUAUUCCCAUGUGUAGUAUUUUCCAGGAGCUACAGAGUGUCCUUGACACGGGAUACCUGUCCGCAUUACCAUCUCUAGAGGAGUACUGGCAACAGACUUGUCUGGAGCUUGAGCGCUAUCUGCAGAAUGAGCCUUACGUCUCUGCAGCUGAUCUGAGAUCAGUAUGCAAGUCUGACAAUCUUUGGAAUCAGUUUCUACGCUGCUGUGGGACUGAACCGAACUCAUCCCUGCCGGAAGCUUCCAUCCCCAAGCAGGACGGGAUCGCUACGGCUUCCCAUUUGCCAUUCGGCAGCUGUAAGAAGAUCACUGCAUCUGCUGAUGUGCUCACACACCCACUGGAUCACAGCGUAUCUGAGCAGCAGCAUGUAAUCGCACACACCCCCCCGACGCCGCCCUCACUCCCUCUCAUGGAGGGUAAAGAAGAUGCAGAAGGGGCGAGAGGGGAUGAGAUCAAAGGUGAGGGGUCAUCUGAAGGACGAAGGAGAGCUCAUCGCUGUUACUUCAACGGCUGCAGGAAGGUGUACACCAAGAGCUCUCACCUGAAAGCACAUCACCGCACACACACCGGUGAGAAGCCAUACAGGUGUUCGUGGAAUGGCUGUGAGUGGUGCUUCGCUCGAAGUGAUGAACUGACCAGGCACUUCAGAAAACACACCGGAGUCAAACCCUUCAAAUGCAGCCACUGCGACAGGUGUUUCUCUCGUUCUGAUCAUCUGGCCUUGCACAUGAAGCGACACAUCUGAACGCAAAUCCCAAAGACCUGCCACCGCUGGUUUUCUAUGUAUUCGCUGAGUGUCAGUGUUGCAGAUUUUGCACCUUCUUGCUAAAGAUAUAGUUUCAGCAGAACAUGGGUAAUAGCAUUUUUUUAUCCUAUGCUGGUGACAUUUGACUUAUUCAGUUCAAGUUAAAGCAUAGCUAUAAAGGCACUGAAAAGGCAGAAAGUCUGGUACUGAAUGUAAGUUAGCAUAUUUGCAGACUUUGCAAAUUGCAGUGAAUAUAUGUCAAAAUCAGUCAAAAUCAAAAAUAAUAUUUUGCUAACUAACACUUUGCAUUAACACAC